AUGGCCAGCAUAAAGCCUUUGCCGGGGGCUGUACGCAGCUCACUGCGUUCUGGCAUUUUCUUGUUCGACUUCACGCGCGUCGUCGAGGAACUGGUUUUCAAUAGCCUCGAUGCUCGUGCCACAAAGGUAUCAGUGUUUGUUAGUAUUGGGAAAUGCUAUUUGAAAGUAGUAGAUAAUGGAAGUGGAAUUACGCGAGAUGGACUGGAGUUGGUGGGAGAAAGAUAUGGUAUGCAUUUCUUCGUUUUUGUUUCUUUGUUCGACGUGCCUACAUGCUCCAUUUUUUGGUGGCCGUUUCCUGAACGCAGCACUACCAAGAUAUGA
Sphenostylis stenocarpa is the source of this 321-nucleotide messenger RNA. The record is from the annotation of a GenBank genome assembly. Lineage: Eukaryota; Viridiplantae; Streptophyta; Magnoliopsida; Fabales; Fabaceae.